This is a messenger RNA of Thamnophis sirtalis, 972 nucleotides long. The record is from RefSeq and is a predicted model, not a curated record. Lineage: Eukaryota; Metazoa; Chordata; Lepidosauria; Squamata; Natricidae.
UCGUCGAGGCUGAGCGCUGGAGAGGAGCGGAUGAGCCAGGGCAAGGAGCCGCGGGGCUGAGGUUGCCUGGUGGUGGGCUAGAGGGCGGUGCCGGCUGCCUUCAAUGUGGCCGGAGCCCCCUGGCAGCGAAGUUGAAGGCUGGGGUUGGGCUGAACUACGCCUGCCAUGGCUCCUCUGGCCGGGAUCGCCUUGCUUCUUCUCGCCUGCUGGAUGCUCCUUUUGGCCCCGGGGGCCCCGCAGAGUCCCGGGGAGAAAGAUUCUAUUUUGGGAAAUCUAGAGGAAUACAGGCUGGUCAUCCCAACUAGCACAGACUCAAAAGGCAGGUUCGUUUCCAAAGUCGUGUCGGGAGCAUCAAAGAGGCGCUUCCCAAGAGACAUCAGGGAUUUUCCUCAGGAUGCUGCAGGCAAGGAAAUUUUUUACAAUGUCACUGUUUUCGGACAAGAAUUCCACUUUAGAUUAAGGCCAAAUUCCCGGCUGGUGGCUCCUGGAGCAACUGUGGAAUGGCAGGAGGAUUCAAACAUCACCUACACUGAACCACUUCAUGGGGAUUGCCUCUAUGUGGGGCAUAUCACGGACUUGCCUAAUGCUUCUGUUGCCAUCAGCAAUUGUGAUGGACUGGCUGGCAUGAUUCGCACGGACAAGGACGAGUAUUUCAUUGAACCUCUGCAGAAGGGGAAGCAGGAGGAAGAAGAAGGAAGGACCCAUGUGGUAUACCGCAGGACAGCUGUCAAGGGAGCAUUUCACAGAGAGAACCCAGAUACCCAGCCUAGAGAGGCUGAUUUGAGCAAUCUAGACAGCAUGCUGUACCUAUUGAAAGAUGAAAUAAGUUCUUCCAGGAAGAGGAGGAGAUACCCAAGACACGCGGCUGACGAUGACUACAGCAUUGAAGUGCUUCUUGGAGUUGAUGACUCAGUUGUACAGUUCCAUGGGAAAGAACAUGUUCAGAAGUAUCUUCUGACUCUGAUGAACAUU